This is a messenger RNA of Synchytrium microbalum, 1146 nucleotides long. RefSeq lists its product as uncharacterized. The transcript is spliced from 6 exons. NCBI's taxonomy places the organism in Eukaryota, Fungi, Chytridiomycota, Chytridiomycetes, Synchytriales, Synchytriaceae. Gene Ontology annotation, molecular function: hydrolase activity. The record is from RefSeq and is a predicted model, not a curated record. The coding region runs from base 1 to 1146 and encodes 381 amino acids.
AUGACUGUCACCCAGUCUCCACAAUGGCCUGCUAGCUGGGACGAAACUACGAAAGGUACCUUACAAGCCUUUCAACAGUUCUUGUCUAUUCCAGAUGCCAUCACUAUGCGAAACGUGUUGUCGAGUUUGCCUGCAGCUCCACUUCCAGACGAUGUUGUAAUCACUCAAGUAACUAUUCCUCGAAUUGCUACUAAAUUGGAGGCUAAGGUUGAUGGAGAUGUUGCUGCUGAAUGGCAAGAAUCCACCACCUUAACGGACGCCACCAAAUCAUCCGCUCCCGUAUGCAUCUACUUCCACGGGGGUGGAUAUAUCGUCGGAUCCAAAGAAGGAGGGCGCCCAAACACUACGAUCUUAGCCCAAAACGGAGUCCGUGUGCUAUCCAUCAAUUACCGUCUGGGUCCUGAAGUCUUGCAUCCUGCUGCCAUCACUGAUGCGUACUCGACGUACAAGUGGGUGUUGAGUCAGGGGGUUAAGGCUGAGAAGGUUGUUGUUUCUGGAGAUUCUGCAGGUGCCGGAUUGACGUAUGCAUUGGCAUUGUAUUUACGUGAUCAAAAGGAAGAAAUGCCUGCUGGAUUGGCACCUACUACGCCAUUUGUUGAAUUGAGUUUGAAUAGUCCAAGUGUCAACCUUGGAGACGAAUUCACAGCUUGCAUGCUCGUCCACACUGAGAACGCUUACACCCUCAAAGUCAUGAGGGACGGAUACAUAAAAGACACUGAUAUUGUCAAGACUGAUCCAUACAUUUCGCCAUUGUUGGCUACACCCGGUGGAUUGCCUCCACAGUACAUCACAACCGGAACAUGCGACCGUCUCCUCGCCGAAGACCUCGCCCUAACACUCACGCGCUUCAAAUCCGAAACAAUCAUCUUUGAACUAUACGAUGACAUGAUCCACGACUUCCAGCUCUUGACCUUCCUACCAUCUGCCCAAAAGGCACUCGUACGACAAGCGACCUUCAUGAAGGAUGUAACCACUGCUGGUAAAAAAUUAAGUGGCAGCUUGACUCAUUUUGGACCUGAUGGUGAAAAGAAGGGAGAUUUGAGCGAAGCGGAUUUGAAGAGCAGGUUGAAGGAUUUGGUAAAAAGGUGGAAGGCUGUUGAGCCAAAGGCAGAGGGGUUGGCGAUCUAUGAGAAGGCUUCUGCUUAA